Messenger RNA from Nymphalis io (European peacock), 3295 nucleotides. RefSeq lists its product as uncharacterized. The transcript has a single exon. Lineage: Eukaryota; Metazoa; Arthropoda; Insecta; Lepidoptera; Nymphalidae. The annotation marks the transcript as partial. The record is from RefSeq and is a predicted model, not a curated record.
UUGCGUGCUCUUUCUCGCUUGCGCAGUAAUCGAAACCAAAUAUCUAAUGUAACAUUAUCAUCGGAUGAUUCAGAGCCUGGCACACCAAUACCACCACCAUCGACAUCAUCUAAACGUUCUGACCAUUCUGAAGUUGAAUCGCUUGCAAGUACUUCUGGCUCGAAAAAGAGACCACGCUUAAGCAAAGAUGUUGCUACGGUUUUCGAAGAGUAUCUUGAAGAAAAAAGAAAUACUACACCCCGUGACAAGGCAUUACGUAAUUUUUUUUUGUCUAUGUCAGAUACAGUGGAAACAUUCCCAAAAGAAGUCCAAGCACGAAUUAAAAGGCGCGUGUUUAACAUUGUUAAUGAAGCUGAAUUAAGUCUGUAUGAAAAUAGUACAGAUUUGAAUUAUUCUUUGUCUAUAAAUUCACCGCCAUCGACUAAUCAAUCUACUUACCUAGUGUCAAACGAAACCUAUAUUCCUCAAAACUAUCCAGAUCAGACUACUUACGGGUACAAUACCAGCACACAAAAUACAAAAUAAUAAACAAUCAAAAACAAUAAUAAUUAUAAUAAUAAUAAUUAAACACACACAAAUCUGUACUAUUUAAUUACAUUUCAUUAACGUAAAUAAUGCUUAAUAAAUGGACGGCUGUGAUUUUGUGAUCUAUUUAGAUGUUUGUGUUAUUUAACAUGAUUAGUAUAAAUAAUUGUUUUUUAUUUACCUUAAAGUUACCGUUAACCUUUCUUCGGCUGUAAUGGUGCAACGAUAAUUUGUAGUCUUUUUUGUUAUAUGUACUCUUAACAAAUCUGUCAAUUUCAAAAAUUGCCAAUAUUCCAUACGAUAAUACUCAUAAAAUUUUAGGCUAUCUCUCUUCAAUUCCUCGAAAAUGGUGUGAAACUCCCCAUGGAUUAGUCUGUUUUUCCAAAUAUGUUUUACCCAUAUUUGUUUCCGCUUGCGCUUACGUUUCCUAUGUUCUAUUUCAAGUAAUCUUGCUAACAAAUAUAUUUCUUCGUCGGAGCUAUCUAAAUCCAUGUUUCGAAAAGCACACGUUAACACACCGAAAACAAAACUUAGACUGCGCGGAAUACUGGCACUGCCUUUGUAGUGUAUCCACCCGACUCCGAGCGCAUCCGACCGGCUCCGAGCACAUCCAACCGCACCCGCUUUCAGAUCUCUUCCAGCCGGUCGAUGUGAAAUAGUUGGCGGCUCCGCUCCGGCCAAUUCCAAGCGUAUACGACCCGGCCUGUGUGAAAAGAAAAAAGCAGGCCGAUGCUCUCCGAGCCGGUCUGUGUGAACGGACCCUUAGUGCGCAGAAUAACAUUUGAUAAAUAUUUUUUUACCAAAACAAUGUUACUAUAAGAUCCGAGUUGUUUAAUUAUUAUCAAUCUUUAAUUUUUAAAUUUAAAUUAUUCACAUUUAAAAUUAAUUGAAAAGGUAAUUGAUGACCUAAUGGUCGAAAACAAUACCAGUAAUAUUAGCAAUUAAUUUAAAUCGGACAUUAUUAAUUAGGUAUAAGUAUUGACAUACAUUUUUGCACUUAAUGUUAAAGUAUAUUUAUCUAGGGAGUUGACAUUUUCUUUUAACUAAGCAAAUGUGUGUGUUAUGAUUGCAAGCAAGCGUUUGCGCAAUACUGCUCUUAAUCGGAAUAAGAAGAUUUAAGAAACACCAUUCUGAUUGUAAGCGUGUUGUUUAGUUGGAAUUUGUAUACUCUAUAAUUUGGUCAAAUAUAGACCAUUUGUGAUGUUUAUUUAUUUUUUGUAUUAAGUUAAUUUUAAGUUUUGUAAAACUUUACCAAUGUCAAGCGAACGUAAAUUUAUAAUUCCUUUCGAAAAAUCUGUUCCUACUGGUUUUUUUUUUCAAUUUUAUUACUAUUACUUUAUUAAAUUUAUUUAUUAAUUUCAUUACUAUUACUUUAUUAAAUUUAUUUAUUAAUUUCAUAAAAAAUAAAAAUAUAGAUAAUAAAUUAGAAUCAUAGAUUUGUUUAUUGUUGUGCUGAACGCUCAUAAGAUUAAGAAAACAGUUGUUGAAAUGCAUUUAGACGCUCAUAUUGUAUUAAUUAACAAACUGGUUUUUGGAACAGUUAUCGGAAUGAUCAAACACGUCUAAAUGCAUAAACACUUGUCUUAGUUUUCUUAACAUCAUUGAAUGGAACAAUUGACAUUGUAUUAGUCUUCCUUUUUCAAUCUUCUUAUUAACCCUUUACUUCAUUCCAAUUUUACAAUCGUCCCCAACCAUUAAGUCGGAGCGCUAUUAAAUAUGAAAUUUCUUUUGAGCAAUUUACUAAUUAUAUUAUUAAUUCUAACUGGGUUUUCUGACGACGGCCAUAUUUAUUAUUAUUGUUAUAUUUUGUCGGAGCCUCGCAGUCUGGGUGCGGUGCAACUCCAUAUGCAAUAACAACACCGUACAAAUAAUAUGAUGUGAAAUAACUGAUUAUUUAUUAAGUUUUAUAAAUUCUAUAGCUUGGACCAUAGUGUUGAUAUCAUAUUAGGAUGUUUUUGGCGGUUGCGUUCUCGUGCUCUUGGUACUCUAUGAAGGAGCAUCAUGUUGCAAAAUUUAUAUGCAAGAUUUAUAUGUGUCGUGUUACGUAUCACCAGUCUGUACGCACCUUUAUAUUCUUUUGAUUUCGCUAAUAUAAUCUUUAUUUUUUGAGUUGGUGAUCGAAUAAAAGUGUAUGUUUAGGUACUAAAUUAUAGUGUCAAAACAAAUGCACAAACAUUGUCACCUCGACGUCAAGCUGACCGGCCAUUUUAAGACUUAAUUUUUUUGUUAAUGAUUUAGAUACCAAAUAUUUAAACAAAGGUACUGAAUGCAGGUAGUACUUUAAAGCUGAACUGUCACUUUGUACAGUCAUUCCGAUGCACGCGCCGUAGGACCCAGACACCGACUGGUCUGGGCGAAGGUGACAAAUAGAAACCCUCAAUUCCCUAUCAGCUUCCUAAAACAAAAGUAAGGGCGCUUUCAAUUUAGACGAUUGGUGCCGAACUGCUGCAGUCCGGGUAUCGUACUGCGCACGGGCGGUUAUGAUUUUUCAUACAAAAUGUCUCGACGCAAAGUCGUGCGACAGCAGUGCGGCGCACGUCCGUUGGCGGAACGGCAACAACCUGUCUCGGUCGUUGUUCGCUAGUGCUGUGAACGCAUCGUGUUUCUUAGACGUUUUCGUGCAUACCUACCUAAUUAUGGAUGAUUUAAAUACAGAAGAUUUUAUAAAUGAAAUCGAGUUGCAGCCCGCCGUUUGGGAUUCUAAAUGUGACAACUAUUCAAAUCGCUUGGAAAAAAAAGGCUUGGGAUGUUUUAUGUGAAAAAUUUAUUA